Molecule: messenger RNA, 3095 nt
Organism: Cyprinus carpio (common carp)
Lineage: Eukaryota; Metazoa; Chordata; Actinopteri; Cypriniformes; Cyprinidae
Product: photoreceptor ankyrin repeat protein-like
Molecular function (GO): protein binding
Source: RefSeq, a predicted model, not a curated record
UGUAUUAACAGAGCACCUGUGUCAAGAUUUGGAAGGAUUCUUCAGUGAUCAGAGGCCUAAGUGUCCAAACGGAGGGCUUGGAGGAGGGGACAGGCAGGGAUACAGCUCUGUCCUGCGAGAUCAGACAGUCUACAGUAAGAAUCCAGACUGGCAGGACUAAACAGAAACAGCAGGAGCAAUGAUCUGAUCACCCAGAGAGAUGUGGACAAUGCUUAACCUUCUUCUGAGCACUUUUAAUGAUUCCAGGGAGGGAGCAGUGAGGACGCAGAUGAUGAUGAAGUGCCUGCUGAGUGUGUGAGUCCUGGCUCGUGCUGGCCAGAUGGCUAAGGUUAAAGACACGGUGCAGGAGGAUCCAAAUCUGGGCUCCGGGCCAGAUGACGAUGCCUCUGAGUUGUCGGAUUCUGAGAAUGAUUCAGAUUCUGGGAGUGUGCUGUCAGAUGACUCCAUGCUCCCUGACUAUGAACAGGAAGAUGCCAGUGGAGGCUCUGCCAACACCUUGUACCAAGCCUGUGCCAAGAACAAUGCAGCAGCCCUCCGCAGAGUUCUGGAGAGGGGUGUUACAAGAGAAGAAGUCAUGGAACUAGACAUAAAUGGCAGGAAUGGUCUGAUGGUCGCAGUCUCAAAAGGCUUUGUGGAUCUCGUGUAUGGACUCAACCAGUGCCCAUUUCUGGAUAUCAAUCAUCAGGAUAAUGACGGCAACACUGCACUUAUGAUCGCUGCACAGGCUGGUUUCGUAAUCAUCCUCACCUACAUCCUAAAUUAUUUCAGUGGUGUGGACAUGGAGCUCCGGGAUACCCGAGGAUUCACCGCACUCCUCAAGGCAGUGAUCCAGGGCAGCAAUGACUGCAUGGCUUCACUACUCAUGGCUGGAGCCGACAUAAAUGUUGUGGAUGCCGCAAGGGGGAAGGAUAUACGAGAAUGGGCUCUGAAGACAGGUCGCUUUGAGACAUUAAACAGACUUAGACGGCUGAACAGCAGGCCUCAGGCUGAACAAUUCUGUGAAAAAUAUGUCCCAGAGUGGCCAGAUCUGAAGGAGCUAGUGACCAAGGCCACAGCCACAAAAAGCACAGGACAGAAAGUCGCCCAUCGCCUGAAGUCUACUUUCACCUUUAGUUUUCCACAAGACCCCCAGGACCAUGGCAUCAUGGACCAUAUGGUGCGCAUGACCACUAGCAUCCACAGUCCCUUGGUGGUCAGUGGAUGCCGUCCUCUGUGUCCAUCAAGCCCGCCGGAGAUUGGAAAGAGACGCUUGGCCGUGCCUGAACUGAUGCAGAUGCACCCUGGGAAAAAGCUUGAGGAACAUGCAACGCGGCACAGCAGUGGCUCCAUCUCUGUGGCGUCUACUUCUGCCUCUUCUGUGUCACUUGGCUCAUGCUGCUCUGACUCGGAGCGGAGAGGCAGCGUGCUCUCCAUGGCCUCCAAUGGAGUCCACAAAUUUGUCCCGCGCAGCAUGGCCCGCCGCAAUAGCGUGUUCCCCACCGGCUGCGUCCCCCAAAUCAAAGUGACCAAGUCUGGAGAGCCAACGCCCAAGAAGGAGAAGAAGAAAAAGCUAACCAAAGGUUACUUAGAGCCACCGAUAUGGAAGUAUAAGGAGGCUAAAGAGGAGAGGAAAAAAGAGAAGAAAAAGGAAAAAGCAGAACAAGAGAAAAUGGAUAAAGGAGCCAAGAAAAAAGCUAAAAAAUGAAUAAACUGCCAACAUCAUUCUAGACCUUUCAUAUCUUUUUCAUGAGUUAAAGGGAAAGAGGUCAGGUUUGUAUGGAUGGAUAUGGUUUGUUUUAGAAGAAUGGAUAGCAGGACAAGGCAGUCUUAAGACAUUUGAUUCAUUUAUAUAUCCUCAAUACAAUUAAUACCUCUCCAACAACCAGUAGGCCUAUAUUUACAUCCAUUUUGAACAUUUUCACCUCUGUUUUUCAUUUCUGAUGUUUCAGGUCUUCUCCUUUAAGCACAUACUACUGAAUGUGUUUGCUAUUGCAACAUUAUUCAUUGUAAUGGAUCAUUUUACAAAAUACUUUUAAGCUACAGUGUCAUAUGUUCAGUGUCAUAUGAUCCUUCAGAAAUUAUACUAAUAUGCUGAUUUGGUUCGCAACAGAACCUUUCUUAUUAUUAUCAAUGUUGAAAACAGUUGGGCUUUUUAAUAUUUUUGUGGAAACUGAUACGUUCUUUCAGGAUUCCUUGAUAAAUAGGAAGAUAAGAACGGCAUUAAUUUCAAAUCUUUUGUUACAUUAUAAAUAAUGUCACUUUUAAUCAAUUUAAUUCAUCCUUGAUGAAUAAAGGUAUUUUCUUUAAAAAAGAAAGAAAGAAAGAAAGAAAGAAAGAAAGAAAGAAAGAAAGAAAGAAAGAAAGUCAUACUGAUUCCAAACUUUUAUACGGUAUAGUGUAUUUGUCCCUGUACUGUUAUUGUCAUUUGUCUGCAUUGCACUAUUUUGCAAGCACUUUAAUAGUCUUUUAUCAUACAGGCAAAAGGACACUUACAAUAUUUAUCUUUCCUCUAUGCCUCUAUUACAUUUGAAAUUAAAUGGAUGUAUGAAUUUGUUCAUUUUUUUGUCUUUUUGUGUCUCAGGGAAAGCACUUUUUGUGCACAUUGUAAAGCCAGGCACUAAAACGACUCUUUGUAAAGCAAAAUCUAUGCAACACUUAUUUAAUUAUUAUUAUUUUUAUUGGUGUGCACAUUAUUAUCCUUCAGACUGCAAGACUGAAAUGUUACUGUACAUUGCAUCAGCCAAUAUGUUAUGUGUUCUUGUUUGUUUAGACUGACUAUACAUUGUUUGUGAUAUUCUAGUUGGAUGAAAUAUUUAAUUUAAUUCAAUAAAGGCCACAACACAUAAAAACACAUAUUUGUGAUGUGUUUUUCUGCACUAAUUUUGUUCCAUGAUAUCACUGGAGGUUUUAAACCAAUCACUAAGCUUAAGGCAAGGCUAUAAUUGAAGCAGUAAGGUCAAAACAAAAAGGAGGACAAGUGGACAUUGUGCCAUCCUUACAUAACUGAUCAGAGCUUUGCCUUGAAGUGAGGUGAGGUAGAGCCAUGUUAUCCAAAUUACAGGCUGGGCGUAACAUUUUGAGGACACAACAGUUUUUUUCACAGGAGUUUUUUUUUU